Phodopus roborovskii (desert hamster) is the source of this 904-nucleotide messenger RNA. RefSeq names its product ATP synthase F1 subunit delta (gene Atp5f1d). The record is from RefSeq and is a predicted model, not a curated record. Bases 90 to 596 code for a protein of 168 amino acids. Gene Ontology annotation, biological process: proton motive force-driven ATP synthesis. The transcript has 4 exons. NCBI's taxonomy places the organism in Eukaryota, Metazoa, Chordata, Mammalia, Rodentia, Cricetidae. Gene Ontology annotation, molecular function: proton-transporting ATP synthase activity, rotational mechanism.
UCCCAGAAGGCUCCGCGCGUUGUCCUCCUCGCCCUCCCUCAAGGCCGCCUCGCUAUCCCAGUGUGUCCGCUGUCGCUCUGCUGCCCGCCAUGCUGCCCUCCGCACUGCUUCGCCGCCCGGCCCUGCGCCGCCUGGUGCUCCAGGCACGUGCCUACGCCGAGGCCGCCGCCGCACCUGCCCCCGCCGCCGGACCCGGACAGAUGUCCUUCACCUUCGCCUCCCCGACGCAGGUGUUCUUUGAUGGUGCCAAUGUCCGGCAGGUAGAUGUGCCUACGCUGACCGGAGCCUUUGGCAUCCUGGCAUCUCACGUUCCCACUCUGCAGGUCCUACGGCCUGGCCUGGUAGUGGUCCAUGCUGAGGAUGGCACCACAACUAAGUACUUUGUGAGCAGUGGGUCUGUCACUGUGAAUGCAGACUCAUCAGUGCAGUUACUGGCCGAAGAAGCUGUGACACUGGACAUGCUGGACCUGGGGGCAGCCCGGGCCAACCUGGAGAAGGCACAGUCAGAAUUGUCCAGCGCAGCAGAUGAGGCAGCACGGGCUGAGAUCCAGAUCCGUAUUGAGGCCAAUGAGGCUCUGGUGAAGGCCCUGGAGUAGACGGUGCAUGUCUGUCACCCACAGGGAAACUGAGGCAGGUCCAGGCAGAUGAAAACUGUUCUCUGGAUUCUAGUCGGUUGUUGCUAAAGUUACCACCAGGGGGCAGCGGUGCUCCAAAAGAUGGCUUAAAAAGCUUCCUGGUGCCUUGUCUGCCCUGGAGGUCUUUUCCCAGCCUUCUCACAUCCUGGGAUCCCCAUGCCGCCCCUGGAGAGCUGCCACUGCUCUCCUUUACCCCAGCCCCACCCCCAGAGCCACCUGGACAGUCAGCUUGCCCUGGCCUGCCUCCAUUAAACAAGGAACCAACUGAG